Molecule: messenger RNA, 2397 nt
Organism: Penicillium daleae
Lineage: Eukaryota; Fungi; Ascomycota; Eurotiomycetes; Eurotiales; Aspergillaceae
Exons: 7
Coding region: 1-2397 (798 amino acids)
Molecular function (GO): metal ion binding
Source: RefSeq, a predicted model, not a curated record
AUGGAGAACGGGUCAACUGACAGCCCAGCGGGUCCAGAGCCCCAAGUCCACCGCACAGAAAUCCAGCCGUCUACCGCUGGUGAUGAGUUGGCAGGGCCGGCGCGAGCGCGUGGCGCUGUAUCCUCGCAGGAGGCGAGUGCGCCGCGCCAAUCAGCCCCGAAGAAACGGGCUAAAUGUCGUUAUUUCUCGACCAAGAAGGGCUGCCGCGCCGGCGCGGGAUGUCCAUUCAUUCACGACGUCGCUGCUAUUGAGCAGAAGAAAGCUACACCGAGCCAGUCAUCUGCACAGCAAUCAUCGACUGCUGAUACCCAGAGCCCAGAUACCGGUAUAGCUAGUGCAGUCCAGGGCUUGAAGAUCAGUGAAAGCGAGUCCAAGCAGUCUGUGACAACGCCCCAGCUGGCGCAGACUCCGAGACCAGUUUCGAAAGUAGAGAAGAAUGAUCCAAGGGAAUUCCAGCUCAAUCAGCUGAGGCGACGUUUCCAUCCACAAGAGCAGAGUGAUGAGAAUGGAUCCACUCUGACAUUUGGGCUGGCUCCCUCGGAUCCAGAUUUUCCUUUUGAAUUGGACGCAUUGCAAUGUAUUCUUCAUGUGCCAAGUACAUACCCUGUCAAGGGCCGGCCGAAACUUACAGUGACAAAUCCUGAAAUGGAGGCUGCUUUCCAGGCCAAUGUCUCCAGGGGGUUUGAUGAUAUUGUUGACUAUGCAAUUCGGACUAAUGCCCGAGGAACAUUGCUCAAUUGGAUGAAUACUCUAGAUAGGCAGCUUGAACGGCUUCUGACUACUUUGGAAAGGGGACCAAAGCUUACCUUCGUUGCCAAUGUCGGGAGCGGUGUUGCCAAUCCAGCACUGACACAACAGCAGAAGAAAACCCAGGUACCCCCUGCGCGGUCUCUCCCGACUACCACGAAGCCAGCCUCUGCCACAUCUUUGCCGAUAAGUAAAGCGCCUGUCAUUGCUCCAAGUUACACCUAUGACCAAAAGGCCUCGGCCGAGAAACGAAGGUCAAUGGAGACGAAACAACUUGAAGCUCGACUUGGAAGGCUCCCGUUAUUCCAGAAACGGUCAGAGACUUCCUUCAAUAUACCAAUCCAGCCCGCCAAGCAGGGCCGUCUGCCGAGGUCACUUCAAGCAGUGAAAACAGUGAAACUCACUGUCCCCUUGCUCUAUCCUCUGGAGCACAGCUUCAUCGAGAUGCAGGGUGUGGACAGUCCUGAAGCCAGAUCUGUAGAAGCUGGAUUCGCCCAAUGGUUCGAUAAAAACUCAGAGAUGAAUCUGGUAUCACAAAUCAACUACCUAGCGAGCAAUAUGCACAAUUUUGCCAAGACUCCUCUGCCCGAGGUCGCAGAGCAAGCUCAGCAUGAACUCAUCCAAGAGGAGGAAGACACUUCUGCGCAGCAGUCUGAAGAUGGUGUUCCCCUCGAAUCUGCUGGGGAUAAACCUCAUUUGCAUGUUAUUCCUCGUCCGCCCGAGUGGUCCGUCCCCGAACAACCGAGUGGUAGUGACAUUACAGACGAAUCGAGCUACGAGGAAGACUCUAUGGAGGAUGAGGAGGUCGAAGAUUCUGAAGAAGGUGGUGCUCCCGUUCCAGCAGUUCUAGAUACUCCAGGCCGAGGCGUUGCCCUCUCCUUCCCAUUCCUGGAGCUCUAUGGCAUCGAAUUACUGGAGGUAUCGCACCUUGCUAUCACCAUCAAGUGUGAACGCUGCAAGGAAUCGAUGGAUAUCAAGAAUGUACCCCAACUUGCAGAUCCAAAGGACAUUCCUAAAGUCGAAUCGUGCAAAAAAUGCGCCAACUCGAUGAGCAUCGGGUUCCGGAAACAGCUGAUGCAUUCGCACGCAAAUCGAGCCGGGUACCUUGACCUGGAUGGUUGUACAGUCCUGGAUCUUCUCCCGAGUAAUUUCAUCCCCACCUGCUCAGAGUGCUCAACCGCCUACCAUGCCCCUGGCGUAUCAGCCGUCCGUGGCGAAAGUGCCAUGGCAAUCUGCCGACACUGUCAUCGCAAGAUGGUUUUCAAGAUGCCUGAGGUUAAGUUCUUGGUUGUCGGUAGUGCGGCGAUGUCCUCUCGCGCCGCGCUCCCGUUGAAGAAGAGGCCAAAGGAGGUUCUCGGUAUUGUUGCUGGGCAGGAACUUCCCCGGCGCGGUCGAUGCCACGAUGCGGAAACGGAUCAUCCUAAUGAACACGCUAACCGUAUGAUCUGUGGCUUCUGCUCCCGAGAACAAAUCUAUAGACCCGAGAACUGCGGAAUCUGUAAAGCCGUACUCAUCGGCAAGGCGGGUAGUGGAUUCUGGGAAGGAGGCAAGGGAACGAGGAACCGGGCUCUCAUGAGCCGUAAGGAUCCUCGAAAGUAUAAACGGCGCGGCGGAACUGUGCCUGGUGGAUCUAGCUCGAAGAAGAAGUAA